Messenger RNA from Linum tenue, 297 nucleotides. The record is from the annotation of a GenBank genome assembly. NCBI's taxonomy places the organism in Eukaryota, Viridiplantae, Streptophyta, Magnoliopsida, Malpighiales, Linaceae.
AUGGCUGAUUUCAUGAAUGCGCCCCCAAAAUCCGAGGAGCAAGACGAUGUACCGAAGUCGCCGCUGUCGUCGCGACUCUGCGAUUACUGCAACCAAGCUACCGUCGUGCUGUACUGCAGAGCAGAUUCGGCCAGGCUAUGUCUUGCCUGCGACCGUGAAGUUCAUUCCCCCAACCAGCUCUUCACCAAACACACUCGAUGGCUACUCUGCGACGCUUGUGACGCCUCCCCUGCCUCCAUCUUCUGCGAGACGGAGCGCUCCGUUCUCUGCCAGAACUGCGAUUGGGAGACCCACUGA